CCGCCCCUCUUCCACCUCGCCUCCCACCGCAAGAAACGAACCGGAAAAAAAAGAAGGGAAAAACACGAAGAACAGGGGACGAACAGCAGGUUUACCAUCGCGAUUUCCCAGAAGCCCGCGGAGAAAUCCUGCCGUGUUCCAAGAUGCCGCGCAUUCCCCUGAUCAGAUUCCCCAAGAGGCAUCUCAAAGUCCCAUCCCCGGCAGCGGCUCAACCUGCUGCGGAUCAGCACGCGACCCUCAUGUCCCGACUGGGAGCUAAAGUAGAGGCACCAUCUUCUGGGGUGAAAAAGAAUUAUCGCUUUACAUCAGAUGUUCCUUCAGCACCUUCUCAUAAUGCUGUUGGAGGGCCAGCUUCACAACUUCCCAAACGCACACCACUCUCCGAGGAAGAGAUUGAGGCUAUCAUGCAAGGUGGUGUCUUCUGAAAUCGCUUCUCAUCGACGGUACCUUCCCCUAGCCGGAGCAUCAAUAAGACACCCUACACCAUGCUUCAUUCUCAACCUUCACCUUGGAAGUGUUGUUAUUAGAGCCAUGUUGAUAUGGAACUCUUCCUUUUUGGUCCCCAGAACUCACCAGCUGCCACGCUUGCUUUCUGAAUGCUGUCCACAUGUGACUAACCAAAAUGGUCAACACUGAACAUGUGAUGCAUGUGUGCCUUGAGAAAUUGUGUGGAUCCUGGAAUGCUUUGAUGAACCUCCAUUUUUUAA
Lolium perenne is the source of this 707-nucleotide messenger RNA. RefSeq lists its product as uncharacterized. The record is from RefSeq and is a predicted model, not a curated record. NCBI's taxonomy places the organism in Eukaryota, Viridiplantae, Streptophyta, Magnoliopsida, Poales, Poaceae.